GGGUGCCGCACUUAGGAUUCAGAGCCUCCUUCCAUUGCGGUCUCAGGAGGAUGAUCACUGGUUCCGUGAUUAAGGGCAGAGGAAAUGACACAAAGCGCUCAAUAUGAUAACAAGGCUAAAGCGAUGAUGAUAUAGGCAGACAAAUUUAUCAUCGGUCGCAUUUUGCUUGAUAGCAUUUCACUCAUCGUCCAUGUAUCCAAUGUCGAUGAAGCAGCGAUCUGAUACGAAGCAAAACAAUAAGAUUUCAGAUGUAGCCUAUUCAGUCAGAGUGCUGCUGGAAGCUCAUUACGCUUACAAUCACAUUAGGCUUUUGUGGUUACGUAAUCGUACACAGUCGGUGGGCGAGAUUCUCCAGCGGUACAGUAGGUCUACAACAACAACACAUCAUCAUCGUCGUCAUCGUCUUCCUCACCGUCACUUACUGCGGGUCGGCUCGCGCUUCCCGGAGCCAGAUGGAGCGUGAGAACGGUACCGCGUGCACGUGACCAGGGCUCACUGCUGGAGCGAGCGCCUUGUUCACACCGCAUCAUGGCUGCGGAAGCUGCGGUCUCCCCCGGCGGAGCCUCUGCUGUCUCCUUCUCCACCCGAGGGGCUCGGAGCUCCCCGUCCCGCCUUCUGCUCCUAUCCGUCGGCCUCGCCUCUCUCCUUCUCCCGGCUCAGUCCCACGGGCUGCUGGGCUUCCGUCCGGAGGAGACCGGGGGGGAGCUGUCCGUGGAGGACGGGGUGCUGAGAGCCAUCGAGGGGACUCGCUUCAUGCUGCGGGUGUACUACUCCACCUCCUCCCCGAGCCGGAGACUAAACCGCACCGCGGGCUCCUCCAGGGCCAGCAACGCCGCUCCGUGGAUCGCCUUCAUCGAGGAGCCGAGUCCCGGGAGAGAGGGGCAGGUGCACCCCAAGCGGAACAUGUGCAUGGACAAGACCGCCCGGACGUCCGACAUCGAGGUGCUGGGCUCGUUCAAGUCGGCCUCCAGCCAGAACUCGGUGCUGGUUGAGCUACUGGCCAAGGACCUGCGGCGCGGGGAGAAGAUCAAACACUACUCCAUGUGCGCCUUCGACGGCUCAAAGUGGGAGCACUACCGCACGCGGGACUUCUGGGUGGCGGUGGUGGAGCGCUCGGCUGUGCCCAACUUGUGGCUGCAGGUGCUGGUGUCGGUGCUGCUGCUAUGUCUGUCCGCGCUGUUCAGCGGCCUCAACAUCAGCCUGCUCGCGCUCGACCCGGUGGAGCUGCAGGUGCUGCAGAACAGCGGCACGCACACCGAGCAGAACCACGCGCGGAGGAUCGAGUCCGUGCGUCGCCACGGCAACUACGUGCUGUGCACGCUGCUGCUGGGCCACGCGCUGAUCAACGCCGCGCUGGCCGUGUGGAUGUGCCAGAUCCUGGGCAUGACAUGGCAAUCUACCGUGCUCUGCGCGUUUGGCAUCUUUUUCAUCGGCGAGAUCCUGCCGCACUCGGUGGCCUCCCGCCACGGCCUCGCCAUCGCCUCCAAGACCAUCUGGGUGACGCGUGUGCUGAUGGUGCUCUCUUUCCCCGUGUCCUACCCCAUCAGCAAGCUGCUGGACCUGGUGCUCAGACAGGAGAUCUCCAACUUCUACACGCGGGAGAAACUCCUAGAAAUGCUGCGCGUGACCGACCCGUACCACGACCUGGUCAAAGAGGAGCUGAACAUCAUCCAAGGCGCGCUGGAGCUGCGCACCAAGACGGUGGAAGACGUGCUCACGCCGCUGGGCGACUGCUUCAUGCUGGCGUCGGACGCGCUGCUGGACUUCAACACCAUGUCGGAGAUGAUGCAGAGCGGCUACACGCGCAUCCCCGUGUUCGAGAACGAGCGCUCCAACAUCGUGGAUAUCCUAUUCGUCAAAGACCUGGCGUUCGUGGACCCUGACGACUGCACGCCCCUCAAGACCAUCACCCAGUUCUACAAGCACCCGCUACACUGCGUCUUCAACGACACUAAACUUGACGCCAUGUUGGAGGAGUUCAAGAAAGGUAAGAGUCACCUGGCGGUGGUCCAGCGGGUGAACAACGAGGGGGAGGGCGACCCCUUCUACGAGGUCAUGGGCAUCGUGACUCUGGAGGACGUCAUAGAGGAGAUCAUCAAGUCUGAGAUCCUGGAUGAGACUGACCUGUACACUGAUAACCGCACCAAGCGCCGUGUGUCCCAUCACGAGCGGAAGCAGCAGGACUUCUCAAUCUUCAAGCUGUCGGAGAACGAGAUGAAGGUGAAGAUCUCCCCACAGCUUCUUCUGGCCACACACCGCUUCCUGUCUACAGAGGUGGAGCCCUUCAAGCCAGGACACCUAUCAGAGAAAAUCUUACUGCGGCUGAUCAAGCACCCCAGCGUCGUCCAGGAUCUCCCGUUUGAUGAGAAGAACAAGCGGGCACCGCAGCACUUCCUGUACCAGCGGAACAAACCCAUCGACUACUUCCUGCUCGUGCUACAGGGUCGAGUGGAGGUGGAGUUUGGGAAAGAGGCUCUGAGGUUUGAGAAUGGAGCUUUUGCAUAUUAUGGGGUGCCAGCUAUCAUGCCAACAGGUACCCCCGUCUCAACAGUCCACAGAUCCCCUUCACGCAGCAGUGGUUUGGACCGCUCAGAGUCCAUGCUGUAUGGAGGCAGCAUGAACCAGCUGAACGGUGGGGGCAGCGCCUACCUGCCCGACUACUCUGUCAGACAGCUGACCCCCGUACAGGUCAUCAAGAUCACCAGGAGCCACUACCAGAACGCCCUGACCGCCACCCGCAUGGACACCUCUCCCCAGACCCCAGAACCGGACCUCCAACCCCCGGAGCUCCGUCCCCCAGUGCUGGAGCCCCCCACCCCCGAGCACGGCUCACACCUCAUGCCCCCCCCCAGGGAUACGGGACGGCCCGCCUCGGCCCGGAGCCGGGGGCAGCAGGCCAGUGUCCCGCACAGCACCUCGCUGCUUAACGAGAAGAACCGCAUCGUCCGAAGUAAGUCAGAUGGUCAGAAGAGUCCCAGUGACUCCGUGUUCCUGAGGUUGGAUGAGGUCCCUUACAUCAGGGAGGACCGGUCUGAGAGCCAGGACACAACAGAAACAUCUUCCGUUCCCAUGGAGACAGACACCUCCCCCUUUAUCAGUGCUCUGUCGCUGAGCGGCUCAGAGGACACACUGGGAAAGAAGCUGCUGCUGAAACUCAGUCACAAAAAGAGGAAAAAGUCGAGAGAGGGAGAUAAAACCCCAGAGGACCUCGCUGAGCAGCCGCUGGUGAAGACUUAAAGAGGCGGGGGCCCUCUCUGAGCGGCCCCUGGUGAAGACCUAGUGAGGUGAGGGCCCUCACUGAGCGGCUCCCGGUGAAGACGAGGGGAGGGCCCUCUCUGAGCAGCCCCCGGUGAAGACCUAGCGAGAGGAGGGCCCUCUCUGAGCGGCCCCUGGUGGAGACCUAGCGAGUUGAGGGCCCUCUCUGAGCGGCCCCUGGUGGAGACCUAGCGAGUUGAGGGCCCUCUCUGAGCGGCCCCUGGUGGAGACCUAGUGAGGUGAGGGCCCUCUCUGAGCAGACCUAGCGAUGGUGGGGCGACACUGGAGACAGAACGUAGAGUUCCCAUUUUAAAAAGAACAUUAUCCGGAUGAUUCUGCAUGACUGGGAGAAACAGAGGAAUCCGCUGGACGGUGUCAAGUGAUUAUGAGUUUCCGGAUGACAGAAUUUUUCUAAAGAAAUCAAAAGAGAAGAGAAAGGGAUUAUAUAAGGACGAUAUUAUGUCCUUGUGCCAUACUCUUCAUCAAGCCAUUUUAGGUUUGGAAAGUUCACAGAGACCUGUAUGCAAGGGAUAUGUUUAUAUUUUUAUACACUACGUAGUCCGUUCACAUUUAAAAGACACUUUACGCUACUUAAAGACACUUUAAGACUUGUAUAUUUCGCAGCUAUUUUCUGCCCUAGCAUUAGCAAGGGUCAGUUGUGCCUGCUUGGGUAUAAUCUAGUGAAACAAGUUCCUUUGUGAGUGCCCUCUCAGUUGAACCCAGCUCCUUGUGUUAGGAAUCUUCAAAGCACCUUCUUUUUCUAACAAGCCCCCUUAUGUGAUGAACCGCUGGGUCUUUCAGCAUGCUCAUACACAGUCACAUUGACACAAACAUACACACACCUACACAUGCAGCUGCACAGUUGCACACACCUUCACAUAUACACACCUACACCUGUACAUUGACAAACACCUCCACACAUACACCUGCACAGUACACAUACCUACACAUGCACAAACCUACACCUCAACAGUGGGAACACUGCACAUACAACGGCACAUUUACACACACACCUGCACUAAACACACGUACACCUGCACAGUAACACACAUGCAUAUUUACACACAACUACACUUGCACAGUAAAACACAUGCCCAUACACUUGUACAGUGACACACACACACACAACUGGGUUUACGUAUAACAGUUCACUAACAGACAUUUGAUGUGUUUAAAUAAAAAAUACAUUUAUAUUUGCUAAUGAAUACCAAUGAAUGUACUGCUAAAUAAUUGCUGCGGUUGUAGAUCUUCGUCAUCACCAAUAGUUUGACUGCAUGUGCCAUGAUGCCUUUCUUUGAGCAAGCAAUAGAAGUGAAAGACAAUAAUCCAAACAAACACAUAAUCCGUGACAUAGAGUUUGUGUUCAUAACGUUUCACACCUCAACUUUGCGUGCCGCUUUUGUAGACCAUCAACUUUAUCACCGCAUCCAUCUCAACCCUUGCCCAUAAUCACACAUCGUAGCUAUCUUUCAGACAGUUAUUGCCGAAUCUGAUGGCUGAAGUGCUGUGUAGAAUAUAUGGACCCAACAUGAAGGUGAUUAUUUUUUUUAUGGUGAUCCAUCAUUCAUUAACAAGCAAACAAAAUCAAAAGUGCAAUAUGAAUCAAAUGUAAAGUUAUUUAAAUUGAUUAAACAAAUGCAUAUUUAAGAAACAAUGCUUUUUGUUUU
Molecule: messenger RNA, 4922 nt
Organism: Gadus morhua (Atlantic cod)
Lineage: Eukaryota; Metazoa; Chordata; Actinopteri; Gadiformes; Gadidae
Gene: cnnm1
Product: cyclin and CBS domain divalent metal cation transport mediator 1
Exons: 10
Coding region: 529-3237 (902 amino acids)
Biological process (GO): magnesium ion homeostasis; transport
Cellular component (GO): plasma membrane
Molecular function (GO): transmembrane transporter activity
Source: RefSeq, a predicted model, not a curated record